Molecule: messenger RNA, 780 nt
Organism: Fusarium tjaetaba
Lineage: Eukaryota; Fungi; Ascomycota; Sordariomycetes; Hypocreales; Nectriaceae
Product: F-LANa
Exons: 3
Coding region: 1-780 (259 amino acids)
Biological process (GO): endoplasmic reticulum unfolded protein response
Cellular component (GO): endoplasmic reticulum membrane; Hrd1p ubiquitin ligase ERAD-L complex
Molecular function (GO): ubiquitin-specific protease binding; misfolded protein binding
Source: RefSeq, a predicted model, not a curated record
AUGGCUGACAAUGCGAUGGCCGCCUACUGGGCCCUGCCACCCGUUUCUAGGAAUCUGGUUACUGCUGCAGUGUUGACCUCCCUUGGUUGCAUCGUCGGGCUACUGCCAGUCAUGCGUCUAAUUCAUCACCCAUCGUACCUUUGGAUGUUUCCACCUCAAAUUUGGCGACUCGUAACAUGUUUCUUCAUCGAAACGCAGCCGAUCAACUUGCUCAUGAACUCGUUCUUCCUGUAUCGCUACAGCGCUCAGUUGGAGAUGGGGAACCCACGUUUCCCACGCAAGGUCGAUCUUGUGUUCUACAUAUUAUUUGUCUGCACCGUAAUUCUGAUGAUCGACUACCUGGCCGGACUGACGAGCUUCUUGUACAUGAACGGCCUCAUCCUUGCCAUGGUUUACACCAUUACCCAAGACCAGCGCGGCCAGAAAACACAGUAUUUCGUUCUUACUAUCCCCGCCCAGGCGCUGCCCAUCUGCAUGAUCAUUGUCGGCGCGCUCAUGGUAGGACCAAAGAAGGCAUUGGUCGAAAUUGAGGGUCUACUCGCCGCCCAUCUGUUCGAUUUCCUCGCCAGAAUCUGGCCUGAGUUCGGGAACGGCCCUCGACUUUUGAGAACCCCUGCCUGGCUUGAGCGUCUUGUGCAGACACCAAGAAUCACUGCCAGAGGUUUCGGUACUGCUAUCCGACCUGGGAAUUCACCGUCUUCUGGACGUAGCACUGGUGUCAGCGCAGGUCCUUUGCCAGAUUCGUGGCGGUCUCGUGGCCCGGGCCAGCGACUGGGCUGA